UGCCCUGAGUGUGUUCCGUUUCAUGGAGCGGGCGUCACGCGUUUUGCGUCCACCCCUCCACCUCCGAAUUUCUGCGUCGACUUUUGACGAAACCGGUCGACCCGGUGGAGGGCCCCUUGGGGAUACAAAAACGCGUUUAGCCACACCGUUCCAGCGCUCCUACCGCUUCAUCUAUAGGCCACAACCCAACGCACUAUCACCACUUUCUUUAAGUAGGCGAGCCUCUUUUUAAAUUCACUUAUUGACAGAGCUUCUUGUUCAUGCACAGAAUUUUUUAUUAUACAUACCCAUAAUAAUGGAUGCUGCUGUGGGAGGGACAGUUGCCAUCUUUCGUUUCAUACACCAAUGCUUCAGUUACAUCAAGCAAGCCCGUGGCUUUGAGGACGGGUUCGAGAUCUAUCAGCUACAACUCGAAACACUUCUCUCUCAUUGUGCCUCUAUUUCAAGAACUAUUCACGAUACCAACCAAGACCCAACAACCACCGAGACUCUCUCUGCCAUUCAACACGCCUUGCGUAAAGCCAAGCGUGACGCCGCAAAGAUACAAGCUGAUUACUUUGCAACAAAUAAUCUACCUCUUCAAGACCUCACUACAGAUGACCAUAUACCAGUACGACCUCGGAUGACGGCGUUUCUCGACAAGCGAAAAACCCAAGCGGCGAGAACAAUUGAAGGAGUCAAAUGGGCUUUAUACAAGAGAGAAAUACGCGGCAGAUUUAUCGAAGAAAUAUUCAUCAUGAUUCUACAGCUCGAGCGCCAAAUUUACUCGAAAAGUCCUGCGACCGAAGAUGCUGGGUUGAUGUACCUACAAAACGAGCCCGUGGCUCUGGUGUGACAGAACACGGCAGUGCAUAAUAGAUUAGGAAGGCGAUUGGCAUUCUGUUCAUUUCAUGGCGGAAAAGGUGUUUUGCAAUUUUUACAUAGUGCCUAUAGAAGGAUUAUUCAGCUCCGG
This is a messenger RNA of Trichoderma harzianum CBS 226.95, 952 nucleotides long. RefSeq lists its product as hypothetical. The record is from RefSeq and is a predicted model, not a curated record. The transcript is spliced from 2 exons. Bases 296 to 835 code for a protein of 179 amino acids. Lineage: Eukaryota; Fungi; Ascomycota; Sordariomycetes; Hypocreales; Hypocreaceae.